AUGGCUCAGUGGUACAGCCAGCCUUUCGAGAACCUCUCGGCUGCUCUAGCGGAUCCUCGCUCGCAUUAUACCCUGAUCGCUGCUGCAGGGGUGUCCCUAAGUGUAGCUAUUUGCCUACGUGCGCUUUACCCGGACCGACAGGCGGGGAAGAAAAUUAUACAUUCUCCCCUAGCUGUCACGCAAUCUAAGAUCUCGGAUGACAGUGAUCACCCACUGCCGCCCGAUGCACUCCCGGGGGCGCGAGAUGUGCAGACGCCAUACGGCUCGAUCCGUAUCUAUGAAUGGGGUCCCGAAGAUGGUCCUAAAGUACUCCUCGUCCACGGAAUCACCACCCCCUGCAUUGCCCUCGGUGGACUAGGACACGCAUUAGUUGACCGAGGUUGUCGAGUGAUGCUUUUCGAUCUAUUCGGCAGAGGUUAUUCCGAUUGUCCCUCUGACCUGCCCCAGGAUGAGCGUCUGUUCGCAACUCAAAUUUUCCUCGCUCUGAGCUCAUCUUCGAUCCCGUGGACAGGGACCGGCUCCGGUAAAUUUUGUCUAGCAGGCUACUCCCUAGGUGGCGGCAUAGCAACAUCUUUUGCCUCAUUUUUCCCCCAGCUCUUGUCAGCUCUGGUGCUUCUUGCUCCCGCAGGGUUGGUCCGUGACUCACAUAUCAACUUCCGCACUCGGUUUCUGUACUCUGGAGGUCUCCCGGACGGGCUCAUCAGAACCCUUUCCAGUAUGCGUUUGCGGGCUGGACCUCUGUCAACCCCAAAGCCCGCACAGAAGACAUUCCGCGCCAGCGACGCUCUCACCGAGGAGCUCUCUUCGCAAGGAACCGAGACGCAAGUCCUAUCGCGGUCAUACCCCAACGUUUCAGUGCCGAAUACUGUCUACUGGCAGGUGAAGAACCACAAUGGAUUUGUGCAUUCCUUCGUAUCUAGCAUGCGAAAUGGUCCCAUCUUGUAUCAGCGGCAACGGGAAACAUGGGAGCGCCUUGGAAAGUAUCUCUCACAACAAAAAGAGCUCCCCGCUGACGAGCAGAAAUCAAAUGGCCUCCCUGGCGACAAGGUUGUGAUUAUGUGCGGCGAGAAUGAUCCGAUUAUCCUUCAGAACGAACUAGUAGAAGAUGCUAAUGCAACCCUUGGAGGUGAUGUGGUAUUCAAAUUCUUCCCUGCCGGCCACGAGUUUCCAAGCACCAAAUACGACGAAGUCGCACAGAUCAUCUUCGACACUCUGCUUUGA
Molecule: messenger RNA, 1221 nt
Organism: Aspergillus puulaauensis
Lineage: Eukaryota; Fungi; Ascomycota; Eurotiomycetes; Eurotiales; Aspergillaceae
Product: alpha/beta hydrolase
Exons: 2
Coding region: 1-1221 (406 amino acids)
Biological process (GO): regulation of lipid storage
Cellular component (GO): endoplasmic reticulum
Source: RefSeq, a predicted model, not a curated record